Limulus polyphemus (Atlantic horseshoe crab) is the source of this 7096-nucleotide messenger RNA. Its product is annotated as multidrug resistance-associated protein 1-like. Gene Ontology annotation, biological process: transmembrane transport. Gene Ontology annotation, cellular component: membrane. Gene Ontology annotation, molecular function: ABC-type transporter activity; ATP binding; ATP hydrolysis activity. The transcript is spliced from 28 exons. The record is from RefSeq and is a predicted model, not a curated record. The coding region runs from base 18 to 4373 and encodes 1451 amino acids. NCBI's taxonomy places the organism in Eukaryota, Metazoa, Arthropoda, Merostomata, Xiphosura, Limulidae.
UCACAAAACUUAUUUUUAUGGUCAUUUUACUAUGCCUGUGUGUGGCAGAGGUGGGUCUAAGUAUCCGAGCAUACUCUUUAGGGUGGGAAGUGUUCCCAGCUGAUUACUACUCACCAUUUAUCAAAUGUCUCACACUGAUCAUGGCAUUGGUCUUCGUCUUGGUGGGAAGGAGACGAGGGAUGGGAUCAUCUGGUAUUCUCUUCCUGUUCUGGUUUCUUUUUUCUUUGUGUAAUUUAAUUACGUACAGAUCAGUGCUAAUGGACACUUUCAGUCAGGAUACCCACUACAGUGUUAGAGCAGAUCAAAGCAAGUAUGUUAUCAAAGUAGUCAACUUUCCUGUUUUGCUGGUUGUGCUCUUUUUGUCAUGCUUUGUUGAUAAGAGACCACUUUCUUCAACUCAGGGGAAGAAAAUUGUGAAUCCCGAAGAAAAUGCAUCAUUUCUGUCAAGGAUUACAUUUUGGUGGUUUACUAGCAUGGCUAUCAAGGGGUAUCGCAAACCCCUAGUAAUGGAAGAUAUGUGGGAGCUCAGCACUGAAAACAAAACAUCUGGGAUGUUGCCGGAGUUUGAUAAACACUGGAUACCUGUUUUAAAGAAAGCAAUUCAGAGAAGCCAAAUGGAUGGGUCUUCCAAAGAUAAGGGUACAAAGAAUGUACCAGUGCAAAGUCAAGUCAACAUUUUGUGGCCUUUACUGAAGACAUUUCCACUUGAGUUGUUUGUUGCUGGCUUUAUGAAACUGGUAGGAAGUUUGAUGCCAUUUGUCAAUCCACAGAUAUUAUCUUUGGUGAUUGCAUUUGUAAGUGGAGAUGAACCGUACUGGAGAGGUUUUUUGUAUGCUACACUGAUGUUUUUUGCAUCCAUGAUUGAAUCAUUGUUUAAUAGCCAGUAUGAAUAUCGUAUAUUCUGUAUCGCAAUGAGGAUUCGCUCCUGUGUAGUCUCAGCACUGUAUCGUAAAUCCUUGCAAUUAUCUAAUUCAGCUAGAAAAAACUUCACGGUUGGAGAGAUUGUUAACCUGAUGGCCGUGGACACACAAAGGGUAAUGGAGUUUAUCCAGAUUGUUAACUUACUUUGGUCAGCCCCACUUCAGAUUGGUGUCUGUCUUUGGAUGCUGUGGCAACAACUUGGCGUAUCUACCCUUGGAGGAUUGGCUGUGAUGAUCCUCUUGUUUCCUGUUAAUGGAGUUAUUACAGCAAAGCUGAGAAACCUACAGAUUCGUAUGAUGAAAGAGAAGGAUAAGCGUAUCAAGCUUAUGAAUGAAAUACUUAGUGGAAUAAAAGUUCUGAAGCUUUAUGCCUGGGAAGAAUCAUUUCAGGAACAAGUCACGAAAAUCCGAGACAAGGAAAUACGUGUUUUAACUAUUCAGGCCUACUUAGCAGCAGCUAUUACCUUUGCUUUCACGUGUGCUCCAUUUUUGGUAGCACUAGCCAGUUUUGCUAUGUACGUCCUCCUAGACCCAAGAAAUGUUUUGGAUGCCAGCACUGCUUUUGUUUCACUUUCUCUAUUUAACAUCCUGCGUGCUCCAAUGGCAUUUUUACCCAUGUUGGUGACUUUUGCUGCUAUGUUUGUGGUCUCCUUGAGUCGUAUCAAUAAGUUUCUGGGAAGUGACGAGCUUGACCCUGAUGCUGUAUCUAAUGAUGACAAUGAAAAAGAUGUGCUGGUUAUGGAAAAUGCUGUGUUUGCAUGGUCCAGAGAUGAAGCUCCAACUUUGAAGGAUAUCUCCUUCAGAAUUAAGCCUGGGUCCCUAGUGGCACUUGUGGGCCAAGUUGGUGCCGGAAAGUCAUCAAUACUGUCAGCCUUCCUUGGUGAUAUGGAAAAACUGGAGGGAUAUGUAAACAUCAAGGGCUCCAUAGCUUAUGUACCUCAACAAGCUUGGAUUCAGAAUGAAACUAUAAGAAAUAAUGUUCUGUUUGGUAAAAAAUAUACUGAAAGUAAAUAUAACAGAAUCCUAGAGGCAACUGCUCUGAAACCAGACUUGGAAGUUCUUCCUGGUGGAGAUCAGACUGAAGUUGGAGAAAAGGGUAUCAACGUUAGUGGUGGUCAAAAACAGAGGAUAUCGUUAGCACGAGCAGUGUAUAAUGAUGCUGAUGUGUAUUUACUUGAUGACCCCCUCAGUGCUGUUGAUUCCCAUGUUGGGAAACACAUAUUCGACAAUGUUCUGGGUUCUAAAGGACUGCUGAAAGAAAAGACUCGGUUGUUGGUAACUCACAAGAUCUCUAUCUUGCCACAAGUUGAUACUAUCUUAGUGCUGAAGGAUGGAUAUCUCACAGAAUCUGGUUCUUACAGCGAACUUCUUAACAAGAAGGGAGCCUUUUCAGAUAUCUUAGUACAUUAUAUAAGUGAAGAGGUAGGUAAAGCUGAUGACAUCGAUCCUGAAGAGCUGCAGAUAAUAGAACAGGUAGCUGCAAGCGUGGGGCCAAAUCCAAAACUUGAAAGAUGUUUGUCACGGCUUAGUAGUAGUGAAAGUGAUAUACAGAGGUCAGGAUCAGAAAGAAGCUUAUCCAUCCACUCUUCUCAGGAUGGACUGCGAAAACGGCGAUCAAAAUCUGGAAAUUUACAAAUGGAUGAAAAGAAGGAAAAAAAACCAGUUCCUCCACCCCGUUCAAGGCUCAUAGAUGCAGAAUAUGCAGAAGUUGGAUCGGUCAAAUGGUGGGUUUAUUUUGCGUACAUCAAAGCCAUUGGUCUCUGGGGUAUUGGAAUCACCCUUGUUGCAUACGCAGUAUCUCAUGCUUUCAGUCUUGGUGCCAAUAUUUGGCUCAGUGAGUGGAGUAAUGAUGCAUCAGAUCCUGAAAAGGUUACAGACAUAAAACUUCGCAACCUACGACUUGGAGUGUAUGGGGCCUUGGGUACUGGCGAAACUAUUUUUGUGCUACUUGCAACAGUUAUGUUAAACCUAGCAACACUGUGGGGAUCCCAAAUUCUACAUGACAGAAUGCUGGAACAUGUCAUGAAAUGUCGAAUGUCAUUUUUUGAUACCACUCCCAUGGGAAGGAUUCUUAACCGAUUUUCCAAAGAUGUUGACACAACAGAUAUCACAAUUCGGUUUAAUGUUCGAUUGUUUCUAAUCCAGUGCUUCCGGGCUACAAUUGCUUUUAUUGGAAUAUGUUUAGAAACACCCAUUUUUCUUGCUGUUGUUUUACCUUUAGGUGUAUGCUACUACUUUAUUCAGCGGUUUUACAUCUCUUCUUCUCGCCAACUUAAAAGAAUAGAGUCUAUCACCAGGUCACCGAUUUACACCCACUUUUCAGAGACAGUUACAGGAACAACUUCUAUACGGGCUUAUGGUGCAACAAAGCGUUUUAUUUCUGAGUCUAAUAGCAGAGUUGACUUCAAUCACUCAAGCUACUUUCCUAGUCUUGCUGCAAGCAGAUGGUUAGCGAUUCGACUGGAGUUCCUGGGCUAUUGCAUUGUAUUUUUUUCUGCCUUAUUUGCUGUUCUCACAAAAGGAACAAUUAGUCCUGGAAUUGCAGGCUUGUCUAUCAGCUAUGCUCUAACAGUGACAGUCAAUUUAAACAUGCUUGUACGAGCCAGUUCUGAUGUCGAAACCAACAUUGUAUCAGUGGAAAGAUGCUUGGAGUACACAACAGCUCCUACAGAGGCUGCGUGGUACUGUGAAUCCAACAAGCCAGACAAAUCAUGGCCAAGAUCUGGUAAUGUCGUGUUUGACAACUACACUACACGCUAUCGUGAAGGUUUGGAUCUGGUGUUGUAUGGCCUAUCAUGCAAUGUGCAUGCUGGUGAAAAGGUGGGAAUUGUAGGAAGAACAGGAGCAGGAAAAUCCUCGCUCACCUUGUCGCUCUUCCGCAUCAUCGAGGCUGCAGGGGGUAGUAUCACCAUAGAUGGUGUUGACAUUUCCAAGAUUGGUCUACAUGACCUUCGAUCAAAACUAACCAUUAUCCCUCAGGAUCCUGUGUUGUUUACGGGCACGUUGCGGAUGAACUUGGAUCCCUUUGGCCAUUAUGAUGAUGAGGCUAUUUGGAACUCUUUGGAACUUGCUCACCUGAAAGGCUUUGUGUCUGGCUUGGAUGCUGGUCUUGAUCACCAGGUGUCUGAAGGAGGAGACAAUCUGAGUGUGGGACAAAGACAGUUGGUUUGUUUAGCGAGGGCAUUGCUUCGAAAAUCAAAGAUUCUUGUAUUAGAUGAAGCCACUGCUGCUAUUGAUCUUGAAACCGAUGAUUUAAUCCAGGCUACUAUAAGAAAAGAGUUCCGAGACAGUACAGUGCUGACGAUUGCUCAUCGACUGAAUACAGUCUUGGACUAUGACAGAAUAAUGGUACUUGAUAAAGGAAAGAUUAUUGAAUAUGACUCUCCAAGUGAUCUGUUAGAGGAUGAACAAAGUGUCUUCUAUUCAAUGGCGAAGGAUGCCGGCCUCAUUUAGAGAGAAAUACAAUUUCUGUAGUACUCUACUAAAUACACUUUACUGUGUAUUAUUACUCGACCCUAGGAAGAUCAUUUUGUAGUGUAGGAGUUUUAUAUAUGUAUUAUGAUUGUCCUAUUGUAUACAUGUUAAAAAAACAAACAAAGAAACAUUUUGGUUUGUAAGGUCUCAGGGUUAAAGAUUAAUAUAUUAAGAGGAGAUUUUCAAUUCGUUGAGUUCUUUUAAUUUUAAGUGCAUUGUUAGAAAACUUUAAUUGAUAUGUUUAUGUUUGGUAACAACCAUUUUGUUUCUCUCUCAAUUAUUUCAAUAAACUUAAUUGUUAUAUUUUAUGAUGGGUGAUAUUUGAAAUCAUAUAAAUUAUGUCAUCAGCUGAGAAGCUGGAAAAACGUGGCAUGUUCAUUGACAGUUGUUGGUAUACUUUUUCUUUCUUUAAAUUGAUGCUAGAACUAAUCGAGUCUGAGGUUUUGUGUAUUGUAACUCAGCUAAUCUGGUGUUGAAUGAAAGCCAUUUUCAUGUGGCAUACAAUGAACAAGGUGUAGUUUAAAUACUCUUCUUGCUAGAAACCUGUGAAGAAAGAUGUUAUGAAAAAUUGUUAUCAAUUGUCCUGGGUUGUAAUAUCGUGCCAAGGGCUGAGUGUGUACUGGUAAUUGUUAACAUGCUGGACUAUGGUCACUUUACAGACAAUAGAACCACAUUCCAUACCUUUUGACUGUGGAUGCCUUAUAAGAAUAACAGUCAAGUCCCGCUAUUCAGUCAGUCAAGCGAAGCCCAAGAGUUGAUAGUGGAUGCAACUGUUGACUAAUUUCCUUCCCUCUGUCAGUUAAAAUUAGGGAUGACUAGUGCAGAUAGCCCUUGAUUAGCUUUGCACAAAUAUACAAAAAAUAUAACACAUUAACUACCACGUGCUGGCUUGUAUGUGAUUUUUUUUAUGCUUAUAAAUAAUAUUUGUUUACUUCAGAGACAUCAAAAUAACACUACAAUUUUUUUUUCCUCUUCUAAGAAAUUUCCUGUGUGGUUAGUAAAUGAGUGUAUGUUAAUUUUCAAUAUUAUACAUUUUUAUUUCCACUAAGACUACUGUGAAUAUUUGUUUUACAAGUUCCUAAUGAUAAGUAAAUGACUGAAGAAAUCUGUAAUAUAUUCUGAGAAAUUAAAAUUAUAAAUUAUGAAGGUAAAAAAAGAAGUGAGAGAGAGAGAUAUAUAGACCGUGUAAAGAAUAUGGAUUAAUGUUUACCAUUAUUUCUAAGUUCAACACUCAUAAAUAACUAAAAAUUAACACUUUUCCCACCAUAAAACGAGUUAUUUUUAUCAAGAAACGUUAAAUUGUAUAUAACAUGAUGUUUCUGUCACAUAAAAUAAUCAGCAUUUAAUUAAACGUCUUCCUCCAGUGCAUUUGCUACUAAGAACGAACAUUAUUGAACCUAAUCCAGAAUACCAUAAGUUGAACUGUUUCUAUGUUUAUUUUAACUUCAUUUUCACAAAGUGCAAUUCAUUAGCAUAUUUGUAAUUUACAGAUACAAAAAGAAAUCCACGACAGUCUUAGACUAUGUUUUAUACUAAGAAAAUUGGUUAUAAAUGACAUAAUUUAAAUACGUUGAACAAUCUUUUUUGUGUGUUAUAUAUAUAUUUUUAGCUUGCUAGAUGUUUGCUAGAAUAUAAGUUUAAAUGCAAUAAAAUUUUAUCUUCUAAAAAUAACCUCUGACUACUAUCUAGAAUAUUUUUUUUCAAUUAUUUGAAAACAUUUGAUUAUUAAGCAAUUAGCUACAUUGUAUUGUAGUUUAGAUCAGUUAAAAAUUUUCUCAGACAGGUUAAUCGAUCUCUAGAGCUAGGCCUAAUUUAAGGAAGCUUUACUAGAUUAACAAAAGUUCUAGGGAUUACCAGUAAAGCCCGGAAUCAUAGGAUUAUAAUAAUAAAGAGAAUCUUGGAGAUUAUCUGUUCUAAGCAGAAGUGGUUAUUUGUAGUGUUUAUUAUGUGAUAAAGGUAGUUUUGUGAUUUGAAAUAAAUAUUUUUAAACAGGACCAGACUAUCAGAAGUGAACUGAAUCACUUUAAGUUAAGUAAUUAGAGUAGACGAUAACCUGUUGUGAUUUUCAGGAUUUACUAAAUGUUAAAGUAUGUAGAUUUUAUAUGAUGGUGAUCAAUGUCAUUCUUUUGUAAACCGAGUAGUGUAUAGGAAAUAAGGGUAUGUUUUCCGUAUACACUUUUGGCUAGAACCAGACGUGUAUCGUGUAAAAAAAAAAAACUGACUCGUUAACUUAUUUAUUUCACUGGUGUGCAAUAAACAGAAGAUUUCAUUAGUACUUGGUCAUCUUAAAUUUAAAAGUCUCUUCAAAAAACAUUUCAAGAUUAAUAGGUGUGUUCUAUACAUUUUUCUUAUAGUUAUUAAAGGCCUAUAUGCAUGACUCAAGUAGCUCUCCCUCCCCUAAGAUUUCAGUGGUCAGUUGGGAGAUAAAUCUUACAAACAAGAUUGACUAUGAAUGAGGAUGGUAACUGCAACUAUAGAUUAUACUUAAUUCCAGAAACUUUGUGAAUAUACAUGUCUUACUGAGGUAUUCUAAUAGCAGGUAUUUUAUUAUAAUUAAUUUUUUUCCCCAGACACUGUGAUAAAUUUAGGUAAUUCUGUAUUUAUUGAUGAGACUAGCAUGAUUCUUUGUCCCAAUGGUUACUAGGACUAAGCAAGUACGUGUGUAUUUAGUGAUUGUAAUAAAAUGUUGUUUUUUUUAUGAA